Molecule: messenger RNA, 987 nt
Organism: Periophthalmus magnuspinnatus
Lineage: Eukaryota; Metazoa; Chordata; Actinopteri; Gobiiformes; Gobiidae
Product: trace amine-associated receptor 13c-like
Exons: 1
Coding region: 1-987 (328 amino acids)
Biological process (GO): G protein-coupled receptor signaling pathway
Cellular component (GO): membrane
Molecular function (GO): trace-amine receptor activity
Source: RefSeq, a predicted model, not a curated record
AUGGAGGGCAGUGGGGACUCAUCUUGGUGCUUCCCUCACUUGAACAGCUCGUGCAGGCGUCUGCAGCAGCCUCUCUCCUCCACAGCGCUCAUUUACACUCUUCUGGCUCUGAUUUCUUUGCUCACUGUCGUUCUCAAUCUGCUGGUGAUUGUGUCCAUCUUUCACUUUAGGCAGCUGCACACGCCCACCAACGCCCUGCUGCAGUCCCUGGCUGUGUCUGACCUGGUGGUGGGUUUGCUGGUGAUGCCUAUAGAGGGGGUGCGGAACAUGGAGAUGUGCUGGCUGCUGGGCAGGCUGCUGUGUGCUCUCACUCCUUAUGUGUCCUACUGCCUGCUGUCAGCCUCUUUAGGAAACAUGGUGCUCAUCUCUAUAGACCGCUACCUGGCCAUCUGUGACCCUCUGCUCUACUCGUCCAAAGUGAGCCUGAGCAGAGUGCGUGUGCUCAUCUGUCUGUGCUGGGCCUGUUCUCUGCUCUAUAACGGCUGUAUUCUGAUGGGACACCUGAGCCAGCCCCAGCGCUACAGCACCUGUCACGGAGAGUGUGUGGUGGUCAUUACUCACACCGCAGGAACCGUUGACCUGCUUGUUUCUUUUGUGACACCGUGCACAAUCAUGGUUGUACUGUACAUCCGUGUGUUUGCAGCAGCUGUAGCUCAAGUACGAGCCGGUCGGAAAAGAGUAACCUCAAAUGUAGAGGAAACAGGCCCCAGAGUGAAACGCUCUGAGACCAAAGCGGCCAGGACUCUGGGCAUUGUCGUAGCAGUGUUUCUAAUGUGUUUCUGUCCUUUUUACUAUCCCGCAUUCACAGGAGAGGACACGUCCACCAGUCUGUCUUACUACGCACUCUUGUCCUGGAUCAUGCUGCUGAACUCGAGCAUGAACCCUCUGAUUUAUGCCAUGUUUUAUCCCUGGUUUAGAAAAGCUGUUAAACUCAUCAUCACAUUCAGAAUACUGCAGCCCCACUCCAAAGAGGCCAUUGUCCUCUAG